Coniosporium apollinis CBS 100218 is the source of this 1737-nucleotide messenger RNA. RefSeq lists its product as uncharacterized. NCBI's taxonomy places the organism in Eukaryota, Fungi, Ascomycota, Dothideomycetes. Gene Ontology annotation, biological process: regulation of DNA double-strand break processing. Gene Ontology annotation, molecular function: protein binding. Bases 1 to 1737 code for a protein of 578 amino acids. The record is from RefSeq and is a predicted model, not a curated record. Gene Ontology annotation, cellular component: site of double-strand break; nucleus. The transcript has a single exon.
AUGGACCCCGACGACCUCUCUGCAGAAGACGAGGCACUGCGCAGCUUCCUGCCCACCUCCUUUGGGAAGCAGUCGAGAACAGCCAACGUAAAAGCGCAGAUCGACCUCUCGCGGCGCAAGCCAGCAGCAGAGCCCAAGCCGCUUCCAGGGAUAGCUGCAGACACGUCGUCCGGCGAAGAUGCUGCGUCCGCAGCUUCGGAUGAAGAGGACGAAGACGACAGCGGGGAAGAAGACGAGUUUCCCGUAUCCCAUGAGAUGCUCCUCAAGACGCAUCAGCGCGCGGUCACCACUGCCACGCUGGAUCCCUCCGGCACAAGGCUGGUAACUGGCUCUACGGAUUGCACGGUCAAAUUCCAUGACUUCGCCGCGAUGACACCUACUACCAUCCGCGCCUUCCGCUCCGUCGAUCCAACGGCUACGAAAGGUUCAGCGAACGUCGAGACACAUCCAGUCCACCAGGUGCUCUUCAACCCUAUCUCCCCCAGCCAGAUACUUGUCAUCACUGCGUUGCCACAAGCCAGGGUCUUCAGUCGAGAUGGCGAGCUUCUCACGGAGUUCGCCAAGGGAGACAUGUACCUGCGCGAUCUGCACAACACCAAGGGGCACAUCGCAGAGGUGACAUGCGGAGUGUGGCAUCCGACGAACAGGGAUUUGUGCGUGACAGCCGGAACGGAUAGUACCCUACGGAUCUGGGACGCGAACAACAAGCGAGCACAGAAGGAGGUCAUUGUGCAUAAGUCGAGGAUCGCAGGAUCGGCAGGGAGGACACGGAUGACCGCAGUGGCAUGGGGUUCACCGAUGCAAGGAGGCAGCAAUGUGCUUGUAGCGGCGGCUCUAGACGGCAGCCUCGCCAUGUGGAGUGGAGAAGGUCCGUAUCAUCGACCAGCUGCAGACAUUCGCGACGCCCACACUCGGGAUACUUGGACUAGCGGCGUGGACAUUAGUGCCGAUGGCAGGCUGGUAGUGACGAGAGGUGGCGACGACACAAUCAAGCUGUGGGACACGCGCAAGUUCAAGCAGCCGAUCACCACCGUUACGCAUCCGUCAACAUCUUCGCAAUAUCCUACUUCGAACAUCCGCUUCUCGCCGACCUCCUCAAACAUCCUGACAGGCUCGGCGACAGGCGACCUCCACAUCCUCAACCCAGCGACACUAAAGCCCGAGCUCAUCACACCAGUCACUCCCGGCUCACCCCUCAUCACAGUACUCUGGCACGAGAAGCUCAACCAAAUCAUCACCGGCUCCGCCAACGCCGAAACCCACGUCCUCUACAACCCCAACACCUCGACCAACGGCGCAAGACUCGUCAUGUCCAAAGCACCCAAGCGCCGCCACAUCGACGACGACCCCAACCUAACCAUGGAUCUCGCGCACGGCAUCUCCGGCGACAGCAUCAUCACCCCCGGAGGCGCGCAGUCCGCAGCCACCAGCUUCGCCGCGCGGCACCCGAACGUCGGCUUGACGGCUUCCGGGAGGUCGAGAGAUCCGCGUAGGCCGCAUGUGCCGGUGACGACGCCGUUUGCGAAGAGCCAGCCCGAUGAGAAGCACAUCAGGGAACAUAUCCCGCUGAGCAGUAUGCGGGACGAGGAUCCGAGGGAGGCGCUGCUGAAGUAUGCGGAGAAGGCGGAGAAGGAUCCCAUGUUUACGAAUGCGUGGAAGACGACGCAACCGAAGACGAUUUAUGCCGAGUUGAGCGAGGAGGAGGAUGAGCCGGAGAAAAAGAGGGCGAAACGGUAG